Molecule: messenger RNA, 1931 nt
Organism: Bradysia coprophila
Lineage: Eukaryota; Metazoa; Arthropoda; Insecta; Diptera; Sciaridae
Product: protein-lysine N-methyltransferase SMYD4-like
Molecular function (GO): protein binding
Source: RefSeq, a predicted model, not a curated record
UGGCAGUACAAGAAAACGUUCCGUUCGCGCGAAACUGCGAUACUUCAUUAAAAUUUUAUAUUUCCAUCCGACAAAGUGUGUUUUUUGUUUUGUUUUGUGUGUAUCCGCGAGAAACGUUCAUUUUGCAAAAUGAUCCAAAGAGUUUUAAAAGAAGUUCCAGCAAAUAAUAGAAACGGCCAGUUCAACGAAAUUAUCGAGCGCUUCGAAAAGUCAGAAGAUCCGCUGGAGAAAUUUCGCAUCAUUGACGAGCUAGAACACAAGGGCGGCUUUCGGAGACCAAAACUUGAACCUCGCAUAGCCAAGAACAACGAGACAAGUAGGAACUAUCGUAAUUUGGGUAAUGUUCGAUUCAACAAACGUACUAACGAUGGAUAUACAAAAGCACUGAAGCAAUACAACAAAGCCCUUUGUUAUGCUGAAAAUGGAUCGGAAGAGCUUGGACUUGGCUUCGCGAGCCGUUCAGCGGUUUACUUUGAACUCGGCUUAUACGACAUUUGUAUCGAAAACAUACACCUUGCCAGACAAACUGUUUCAGCUCGAAACAUGGACGAAUUGAACAAUAGGGAGGCCGAAUGUGUAAGACGAAAUGGUCUGGCGAGAAAGAAACCAAUGCCCGUUCAUACUCCGAAGCUCAAUUUUCCAGCGAAUGUUCAGAUUCCGUUCAUUGCAAAUUGUUUGAAAGUGGACAGAAACGAACAAUAUGGACGACACAUCAGGACAACAGUGCAUCUAAAAGUUGGUGAUGUAGUCGCUGUUGAAGAAGCAUUCUGCUCAACGUUGGAUCACAAAUACAAAUAUGAGCGGUGCGAGAAAUGUCUAAAGGAGAACAAUUUCAACUUGAUGCCAUGCAGACAUUGUGUAAGGUCUAUGUUCUGCGAUACGUGUCGCGACGAAGCUUAUGAACAAUUCCAUAAACUUGAAUGUCCGGUUGUUGACUUAAUGGCACAGUUACUUUGCACAUACACCUCCGUCACUCUCAGAACAGUCAUUCGUGCGAUUACCAGUUUCGAAUCGGCUGAAUCGCUGACUACUCAUGUUGAAGAAAUAAGUGGUCAGGAUUUGACGAUAUUCGAUUGCGAUUAUACGAAAAAGUCGUCGUAUUAUGCACCCGUAUAUUUUAUGGCCGAAAAUUGUGUCAAAGAUGCUGGGCUCAGCAUCUACAUAGUGGCAUCAUUAAUUGCCCAACCUUUGUUGGAAUUGACAGAACUUAAAGAUACGUUCUCUGAUGAAAAGGCAGCCUUCACAAUCAAACUACUAAUUCAACACCACCUGAAAAGGAUUCCAAUCAUCCAUAGCCGUUAUGCAACCUACAAUAAAAAGGAAUUUUUCCAAUACGCGUCAGGAGUUCAUCCAUUGCGUGAUUUGCUGAAUCAUUCUUGUGCGCCCAAUUUGUUUAUAACAUCGGUUGGCAAUAAAUUCGUUUACACUGUGUUGAAACCAAUCGAAGCCGGAGAGCAGCUGUUUGAUAAUUACAACGUUGACUUCAGACGCAGAACACGAGCAGAACGCCAAGAAAUACUGACGACAUUUCGUUGUCAGUGCAUGGCGUGUCAAUACGAUUAUCGACUGGAGUCAGAAAUCGGAGAGGGAAGACAUGUACCAAAUAUGCCUGUUUGCGAUACGGUGUCAUUUGAAUCAAUGCGAAUAUGCGCAGCAUAUUUGAAUAAGUACAGCCGAUACUAUCCAUGCAAGCAAUUGCUACGCGCAGAAAGUCAAUUUCGUGGUCAGUUGGUAACAAUUUAUCAGACCGAAGUGCCAAUGGAGGAAAGAUUCAAAUAGCAAACCAAGUCAAUGUGUCGGAUUGUAGGUCAAGGACGUAACUGGUAAAACUGACGUUAAUGAAUUGCAAUUUUUAUCUUUCUUUAAACGUUUGAAUGUAAAUACUGUAUAAGUUACACGCUGAAUAAAUCGCAAUCCGGGAAAAAUAUGUU